UUUACGUUUCUUCUGCUCUGGCUCCAGACGCUAUGAGGUUCUUUCCAGCUGCUAACUAAAUCUCCACAUUGUUAGACAAAUUUGUUUAUUUUUCUGGAUUCACGUUCUCCAUACGACAAGAUUGUUGAUUCGGACGAGCGGCAUCUGCGAGAAAUUAGAUUUUACUUUGGUUUGAAACUAGGUUGACUCAUGAACACUUUAAUUACGAAAGACCUUUAGAAAAACAUGGAGAACGGUGAAGAACUAGUCGGCCCACCUCAGUUGUCGCUUCAAUGGCAUCAACAUCACAACACUCUAGUCUCCCUGCUGGAUGCUCUUUGGGAGCGGCAGGAGCUUGUUGAUGUCACUCUGGCUGCAGAUGGCCAGCACAUAAAUGUUCACAGAAUCGUAUUGUGUGCAUGCAGUAAAUUCUUUCAGGAUGUACUAACUCUAAAAGGUAACUCCGAUAAACAAAUCAUUGUUUUCUUGAAGGAUGUCUCAUAUAGUGACCUGAAGGCCUUAGUCGACUAUAUGUACAAGGGGGAAGUGCGAAUCAAUGAAGACCAACUGAACUCGUUCCUACACACAGCAAAAUCUCUGGGUAUCCGUGGCUUGAUGGGCGAUGGCAAGAAAGUAGACAUAGAAAAUGACAAGAAAAGAAAGCGCAGACAUUCAGUAGAGCUAUCAAGUGAUCAGGAAGAAGAAGAAGAGGAAAACAGCCUUACAGCUUCAUCGCCUCCUCCACCACCACCACCGCUACUCAAGCACAAAACCAGCCUCACGAAACCGCAGAAUCUCGAAGUUAAAUGUGAAUUACCGAUGAACCAAGAAACUAGAUUUGAAUCAGCAAUGAACACCAUGCAACCCGAAACAGAAUCAUUGACACAAAAUUCAAGUAUUAAUUCUGGCCAAGAGCUGGAGGACGACGAACUAGAUUUAUUUCAGCAUUGCGGAGUCAACAAUGUCAAUAACCAUCAUAACAAUCACCUGCACCAUCCUGGACCAUCUCGGCUGUCUGCAGAAGAACUUCAUUCAUCUGGUCAAGAUUUACUGGUCGAACACAUGGCCUGGGGGUCGGUCCACAACGGGUCAGUCGAUAAUCACCAUCUUCAUCAUCACGAUCCCGAUCCUGGACCUGGUCGUCAUUCGUGUCCUAGAUGCGGCCGAACGUACAAAUGGAAACAGACUUUAUUGCGGCAUGUGAAAUACGAAUGUGGCGUGGAACCUCAGUUUAUCUGUCCAAUCUGUCGGGCACCCUUUCAUCACCGGAAUGUUCUGCAGAGACACAUGAAUUUGCACAGUAGACCCAAGUGAUGCUGUAACUAAAAUUAGGAGCUUACUAAACUACUUCUGUUCUGAGAAGCCACCAAAUGUUAUCACUGAGAAAUAUGUCAACUAAGAUUUGCCAUGUGUAGCCAAAUAAAGUACAUUUGUUACCAUUCUCAA
Molecule: messenger RNA, 1425 nt
Organism: Daphnia pulex (common water flea)
Lineage: Eukaryota; Metazoa; Arthropoda; Branchiopoda; Diplostraca; Daphniidae
Product: longitudinals lacking protein, isoforms F/I/K/T-like
Exons: 4
Coding region: 226-1293 (355 amino acids)
Biological process (GO): regulation of transcription by RNA polymerase II
Cellular component (GO): nucleus
Molecular function (GO): protein binding
Source: RefSeq, a predicted model, not a curated record